Molecule: messenger RNA, 1758 nt
Organism: Acanthosepion pharaonis
Lineage: Eukaryota; Metazoa; Mollusca; Cephalopoda; Sepiida; Sepiidae
Source: the annotation of a GenBank genome assembly
AUGCUCUUCUCCUUCCGUCUUUUCUUUUACCAAGACACUAACUUUUCCUCCUUUAACAUCCUUCUUUGUUCUUCUUCUAUAAUCCAUUCAAUCCUUCUUUGUUCUUCUUCUAUAAUCCAUUCAAUCCUUCUUUGUUCUUUUUCUAUAAUCCAUUCAAUCCUUCUUUGUUCUUCUUCUAUAAUCCAUUCAAUUCUUCUUUGUUCUUCUUCUAUAAUCCAUUCAAUUCUUUUUUGUUGUUCUUCUAUAAUCCAUUCAAUCCUUCUUUGUUCUUCUUCUAUAAUCCAUUCAAUUCUUCUUUGUUCUUCUUCUAUAAUCCAUUCAAUCCUUCUUUGUUCUUCUUCUAUAAUCCAUUCAAUCCUUCUUUGUUCUUCUAUAAUCCAUUCAAUUCUUCUUUGUUCUUCUUCUAUAAUCCAUUCAAUCCUUCUUUGUUCUUCUUCUAUAAUCCAUUCAAUCCUUCUUUGUUCUUCUAUAAUCCAUUCAAUUCUUCUUUGUUCUUCUUCUAUAAUCCAUUCAAUCCUUCUUUGUUCUUCUUCUAUAAUCCAUUCAAUUCUUCUUUGUUCUUCUUCUAUAAUCCAUUCAAUCCUUCUUUGUUCUUCUUCUAUAAUCCAUUCAAUCCUUCUUUGUUCUUCUAUAAUCCAUUCAAUCCUUCUUUGUUCUUCUAUAAUCCAUUCAAUUCUUCUUUGUUCUUCUUCUAUAAUCCAUUCAAUCCUUCUUUGUUCUUCUUCUAUAAUCCAUUCAAUUCUUCUUUGUUGUUCUUCUAUAAUCCAUUCAAUUCUUCUUUGUUCUUCUUCUAUAAUCUAUUCAAUCCUUCUUUGUUCUUCUUCUAUAAUCCAUUCAAUCCUUCUUUGUUCUUCUUCUAUAAUCCAUCCAAUCCUUCUUUGUUCUUCUUCUAUAAUCCAUUCAAUCCUUCUUUGUUCUUCUUCUAUAAUCCAUUCAAUCCUUCUUUGUUCUUCUUCUAUAAUCCAUUCAAUCCUUCUUUGUUCUAUAAUCCAUUCAAUCCUUCUUCGUUCUUCUAUAAUCCAUUCAAUCCUUCUUUGUUCUUCUUCUAUAAUCCAUUCAAUUCUACUUUGUGCUUCUUCUAUAAUCCAUUCAAUCCUUCUUUUUUCUUCUUUUAUAAUCGAUUCAAUUCUUCUUUGUUCUUCUUCUAUAAUCCAUUCAAUCCUUCUUUGUUCUUCUUCUAUAAUCCAUUCAAUCCUUCUUUGUUCUUCUUCUAUAAUCGAUUCAAUUCUUCUUUGUUCUUCUUCUAUAAUCAAUUCAAUUCUUCUUUGUUCUUCUUCUAUAAUCCAUUCAAUUCUUCUUUGUUCUUCUUCUAUAAUCUAUUCAAUUCUUCUUUGUUCUUCUUGUAUAAUCCAUUCAAUUUUUCUUUGUUCUUCUUCUAUAAUCAAUUCAAUUCUUCUUUGUUCUUCUUCUAUAAUCCAUUCAAUUCUUCUUUGUUCUUCUUCUAUAAUCUAUUCAAUCCUUCUUUGUUCUUCUUGUAUAAUCCAUUCAAUUUUUCUUUGUUCUUCUUCUAUAAUCCAUUCAAUCCUUCUUUGUUCUUCUUCUAUAAUCGAUUCAAUCCUUCUUUGUUCUUCUAUAAUCCAUUCAAUUCUUCUUUUUUCUUCUUCUAUAAUCCAUUCAAUUCUUCUUUGUUCUACUAUAAUCCAUUCAAUUCUUCUCUGUUCUUCUUCUAUAAUCCAUUCAAUUCUUCUCCGUUCUUCUUCUAUAAUCUAUUCAAUCCUUCUUUGUUCUUCUUCUAUAAUCUAUUCAAUUCUUCUUUGA